Molecule: messenger RNA, 3546 nt
Organism: Rubroshorea leprosula
Lineage: Eukaryota; Viridiplantae; Streptophyta; Magnoliopsida; Malvales; Dipterocarpaceae
Source: the annotation of a GenBank genome assembly
CAUGAGAAGCGUAAACAAUAAUGUUGUAUUAACAUGUGUACUUUUUGUUGUAAUAACUAGCAACCCAAAUGGGAUUGAUGCUGGCUGUUGGUGGAUGGAUGACAAACCUGAUUGUGUAUCUGAUUGUGUAUCUGAUUGAGGAGUUCAACGUAAAAAGCAUUGAUGCUACUCAGAUCAAUAAUAUUCUUAAUGGUUGCAUCAAUCUGCUUCCCAUCAUUGGCGCAAUUCUUGCUGACUCUUUCUUAGGCUCCUUCUCUGUUGUUGCAAUUUCUUCCUUUCUCUCUUUGCUGGGAGUAGUUCUCCUGACUUUAACAGCAUUAAUUAACUCAUUGAGACCUCCUCCAUGUGAGACUGGAUCAAGCUUCUGCCAAGCUCCAUCUAGAGUUCAAUUCACAGUGCUAUAUGCAGCUAUAGCUUUAGCUUCUAUAGGAAAUGGGGCAAUGAGAUUUACUCUAGCAACAAUGGGAGCAAAUCAAUUUGAUAAGCCUCAAUAUCAUGGUGUGUUUUUCCAUUGGCUCUUCUUCAUCCUUUUUGCAUCUGGUGUGAUAAGCUCCAUAGGCAUUGUUUAUGUUGAGGACAGUGUCAGCUGGGGACUGGGGUUUGGCCUAUGUGCUGCUGCUAAUUUUGUUGGUUCAGCCAUUUUCUUGUCGGGAAACAGAUUUUAUAAACAUGACAAGCUCCAGGGGAGCCCGUUUACUGGUUUAGCUUGUGUUAUUGUUGCUGCUAUAAGAAAGAGGAAUAUCACACUACCAUCCAAAAGUGGGGAUUAUUACCAUGGAAAAGAUGAAAUGAAAAAAACCACGGCCGUAACGCCUCCUCAGAACUCAAGGUUCUUGAACCGAGCAUCACUGGUGGAAAACCUGAAAGCUCUAGUUAGAAUUUUCCCACUCUGGUCUAGCACAAUAUUCUUAUCCACCCCGAUAGCCAUUCUGCUCAGUAUGACAGUUCUCGAAGCUCUAUCCAUGGAUUGUCACCUUGGUUCUUAUUUCAAAAUCCCAGCAGGGUCAGUGCUGGUUGUGGCAUCAAUCUCCGACUGCAUCUUUCUUGCCAUCUUUGACCAGUUCCUACUCCCUACCUGGAAGAAGCUGACUCGUCGGCCUCUGACAGCUCUCCAACGAAUUGGCAUAGGCCAUGUUUUGAAUGUGCUAAGCAUGGUCAUUUCAGCCUUGGUGGAGUCAAGAAGGCUGAAAAUAGCCCGUGCUAAGCUUCAAGCCCAGCCUGGUGCCAUAGUCCCUAUGCUAGUGCUUUGGCCGUUUCCACAAUUAGUUAUUAAUGGCAUUGCAGACGCCUUCCAUUUCCCAGGACAGGUUACAUUGUACUAUCAAGAAUUUCCAGUAUCUCUACGAAGCACAGGAACUGCCAUGAUAUAUGUGGAUCACAGACAUGUAUUUGAGUAUAAAACCUCCGAAAAAUUCAGCAUGUCUCUGUAUUAUUGGAUCAAGCCAUCACUCAUUGGUAAAUUGGGAUUAUCAUGGAUCAGCGUUCAAGGAAAACAGGGAUUUGUCAUGGAUAGAAACCAUUUUAGCUGCGGUUGGAAUAUCUUAAUCCAGUUAUGGCCUCCAAAUCCUGAAGUGCCAGCCAUGGAGUUUCAUCAAUCUGUGGACAAAGAGGCACAUUCCAGUGGCAAACGGGGUGGUUGGAUCACUUUCCCCUUUGUUGCAGCAACCUUGACUGGAUUGAUGUUGGGUGGCUGGGGAUGGCUAACCAACUUGAUUGUGUAUCUUAUUGAGGAGUUCAAUGUGAAGAGCAUUGCUGCUACUCAGAUAGCAAAUAUUGUCAAUGGUGGCAUCAAUCUGCUUCCGAUCAUUUCAGCAAUUCUUGCUGAUUCCUUUUUUGGCUCCUUCUCUGUUGUUGCAAUUGCUUGCGUUUUCUCUUUGCUGGGUGUGGUUCUCCUGACCUUAACUGCAUCAAUUAAGUCCUUGAGGCCUCCUCCAUGUGCGGCUGGAUCAAGCUUCUGCCAAGCUCCCUCGAAAGGUCAAUUCGCAGUGCUAUAUGCAGCUAUAUCUCUGGCUUCUAUAGGCCUUGGGGCAAUGAGAUUUACUCUGGCAACAAUGGGAGCAAAUCAAUUUGAUAAGCCUAAACAUCGAGGUUUUUUUUUCAACUGGUUCUUCUUCAUGUUUUAUGCAUCUUGUAUGAUAAGCUCCAUAGCCAUUGUCUAUGUUGAGGACAGCGUUAGCUGGGGAAUUGGCUUUGGCCUAUGUGCUGCAACUAGUUUUGUUGGUUUAGCCAUUUUCCUGCUAGGAACCCGAUUCUAUAUACAUGACAAGCCUCAGGGGAGCCCGUUUACUGGUUUAGCUCGAGUUUUCGUUGCUGCUAUACGGAAGAGUAGAAUACCAUUGUCAUUCAAUGGUGAGGAUUAUUACCAUGAAAAAGGUGGAGCAAACGAAAUCGUGGUAGCUACACCUUCUCCGAGCAUAAGGUUCUUUAACCGAGCAGCGCUCAAAACUGAAGGAGAAAUUCAAUCAGAUGGUUCAAUAGCUAAGCCAUGGAGACUAUGUUCGGUUCAAGAAGUUGAAAACUUUAAAGCUGUUGUUAGAAUUUUCCCACUAUGGUCAACCACAAUUUUUGUAUCUGUUCCAAUAGCAAUUCAGGCCAACAUGAUAGUUCUCCAAGCUCUAGCCAUGAAUCGUCACCUUGGUUCUAGUUUCAAAAUCCCAACAGGGACAGUAAUAGUUGUGGUGUUAAUCUCCACAAGCAUUUGCCUAGCCAUCUUUGAUCGUUUCCUUCUACCAACCUGGCGGAAGUUAACUAAUCGGUCUCUGACACCCCUCCAACGAAUUGGAACAGGCCACGUUUUCAAUGUGCUAAGCAUGACCAUAUCAGCCUUGGUGGAGUCCAGAAGGCUAAAAAUAGCCCAUGAGAAACACCUCCAAGUGCAGCCCGGUGCUAUAGUCCCUAUGUCAGUCCUGUGGCUGUUUCCACAACUUGUUAUAGUUGGUAUUGGAGAAGCAUUCCAUUUUCCUGGACAGGUUGAUCUGUACUAUCGAGAAUUUCCAGUAGCGCUCCGAAGCACAGCAACUGCCAUGAUAUCUGUAGUAAUUGGAACAGCAUACUAUGUGAGCACUGCUUUGGUGGACCUGACCCGGAAUGUUACACGCUGGUUACCAGAUAAUAUCAAUGAGGGGAGGCUGGAUAAUCUAUAUUGGACCCUAGUCGUGUUGGGGUCUCUAAACUUUAUCUAUUAUUUGGUCUGCUCCAGUUUGUACAGGUAUAGAAAUGUUCAAAAGAAAGUGGAUCAUUCAGUAACUGAUGCCACUGGAGAAAAAGAAACAGAUCAAGAAGCUUGAAUGUUUAGAAGAGAAAGAAAAAAGAAGAAAGGAACUCAGAAGAAGAAUUUUAUAUCUGCAUCAUAUUAUUUACAAGCUAAAAGCAGAACUGACCUUCAGCCAGUGAUGUUUCUGAAUUGUAUCAUGAAUCAAGGCAUACUCUAAAAGUAAUCUAUGUUGUAUUCAGUUGCAGGCUUAUGGCAAUUGUAUGAUUUGUAAUGAUUAUAUUCCCAUAUCCUGACAAUGACAGAAAUUUUACUAAUAAAAAAUCUCUCAGAAU